Messenger RNA from Erigeron canadensis, 872 nucleotides. RefSeq names its product reticulon-like protein B9. The record is from RefSeq and is a predicted model, not a curated record. The transcript is spliced from 5 exons. The coding region runs from base 65 to 727 and encodes 220 amino acids. NCBI's taxonomy places the organism in Eukaryota, Viridiplantae, Streptophyta, Magnoliopsida, Asterales, Asteraceae.
CUAAAUCCAGAUAACACACACGAAAACAUCAAAUUGACGAUAUAAUCGUUCAAUUAUUUCAAACAUGCCGAUAUAUUCUUCUUCCGAUUUAGAAGACUCUAAUGGUCCCAACAGUCUAAGUGCCAAGUUCUUUGGUCGUGAACGACCUUUACAUUAUGUAUUUGGUGGAGGACAAGUUGCGGACCUACUUCUAUGGAGGAACAAAAGCUUGUCAGCAGCGGUUCUGUUAGGGAUUACAAUGAUUUGGUUUCUCUUUGAAGUCAUGGAGUACAACUUCGUUUCUCUUAUGUGUCAUUUAUCGAUCCUUGUCAUGUUGAUGGUUUUCAUCACCUAUACAGCGGCCAAAUUCGCCAAUUGGGAUCUUCCCGAUAUCCACGAGAUCACGAUACAAGAAUCUGUGUUCAGAUGGUUGUAUAGGAAAAUAAACUGGGUUUUAGUUCGUUUCUAUGACAUCUCAAGUGGGGAAAAUUUCAUUGAAUUUUUCUUGGUGAUCGCAGCUUUAUGGAUGGUUUCAGUCAUUGGAAGUUAUUUUAGUUCUUUGAACUUCUUGUUCUUCUGUGCUAUUUGCCUUGGAACAUUACCGGCAUUGUAUGAACAAUACGAGAGGGAGUUCAAUCAUCUCAUAAGCAAAGGGACCAAAGACGCGAAAAAGGCAUUCAAGAAAUUUGAUGCCGAAGUCCUAAACAAGAUCCCUAGAGGGCAUGUUAAGGAAAGGAAACGCAAAUAAAUGUUAAAUACUUCGGCCAUCUGGUUUAUACGUGUGUACAAAGCAUUUUAUCGUUAUGUGGUCUCAGCUUAACAAUAGAUCUGUAUACAUGUAAAUAUGAAUUGUAUAGACUUAUGGAAUGACUUCGCAUAUUGCAUUUUCUAUA